Molecule: messenger RNA, 1192 nt
Organism: Megalopta genalis
Lineage: Eukaryota; Metazoa; Arthropoda; Insecta; Hymenoptera; Halictidae
Product: cAMP-dependent protein kinase catalytic subunit 1
Biological process (GO): protein phosphorylation
Cellular component (GO): cAMP-dependent protein kinase complex; nucleus; cytosol
Molecular function (GO): ATP binding; cAMP-dependent protein kinase activity
Source: RefSeq, a predicted model, not a curated record
AAGAGAGCGUCUCGUUCGCACGACAAGCGUGCCGUCAUGAAUCCGGAACGAAUGCGCGCGUUUCAAGAGUACCAGAGCAUACUGGACGAGUUGAAGGCCGCGUUCGUCGAGAGAUGGAAGGUUAACAAAACUGACAGCUGCACCAUCAAAGACUUCGAACGGUUCCGGACGAUCGGGACCGGCGCGUUCGGCCGUGUUCUUCUCGUCAAAUACAAGCCGACGUCGGUCUUCUACGCGAUGAAGGUGCUGGACAAGUCCAAGGUCGUCAAGAUGAAGCAAGUGAACCACACGUACAACGAGAAGAGGAUACUGCAGUGCGUGCGGUUCCCUUUCGUCGUCUACAUGGAGUACUGCUUCAAGGACAACUCGUACGUCUACCUGGUGCUGCCUUAUAUAAACGGGGGCGAGAUGUUCACCCAUCUGAGGCGAAUGGGCAAGUUCGACGAGCCUUUGGCGCGAUUCUACGCGGCGCAGGUGCUGCUCGCGCUGGAGUACCUGCACCAUUGCAGUCUCGUGUACCGUGACCUGAAGCCGGAGAACAUCUUGAUUCACAGUUCCGGUUACAUUAGAAUGACCGACUUCGGGUUCUGCAAGAUGAUCGACGGAAGAACGUGGACGCUGUGCGGCACGCCCGAGUAUCUAGCGCCGGAGGUGAUACUCUCGAAGGGCUACGGCAAGUCGGUCGACUGGUGGAGCUUCGGCGUGCUCAUCUACGAGAUGAACGCCGGCUAUCCGCCGUUCUAUUCCGGCGAGCCGAUGAAGAUCUACGAGAAGAUCAUCUCGGGAAAGUACAAGUACGCGCAACACUUCGGCGAGGAGCUGCGCGACAUCCUGAAGAACAUACUACAGGUGGACCUGACCAGACGGUACGGGAACCUGAAGAACGGCACCCUGGACAUCAAGGGCCACAAAUGGUUCCAAUCGACCGACUGGAACAUGAUCUACCAUCAGAAGAUCCAGCCGAGCUUCAUACCCACGUGCCCGAGCCCCGACGACUCGAGCAACUUCGACGAGUACGUCGAGGAGCCGUUCACCGUCGACAACGUCGACCGUUUCACCAAAGACUUCGCGAACUUUUAAUCGAGGCUCCUCGGUUGAAGCAGAGAUAUCACGGUCGAUUACGUUCUUAAGAGUUUCGUCCUGUAAAACUGUGUAUGUUCCGAGACAGGCGGUCUGUUACGCUGUGUAACGA